Messenger RNA from Molossus molossus (Pallas's mastiff bat), 972 nucleotides. RefSeq names its product olfactory receptor 10AC1-like. Lineage: Eukaryota; Metazoa; Chordata; Mammalia; Chiroptera; Molossidae. The record is from RefSeq and is a predicted model, not a curated record. Gene Ontology annotation, cellular component: membrane. Gene Ontology annotation, molecular function: G protein-coupled receptor activity; olfactory receptor activity. Gene Ontology annotation, biological process: G protein-coupled receptor signaling pathway. The transcript has a single exon. The coding region runs from base 1 to 972 and encodes 323 amino acids.
AUGAACCACUGGUCAAACUGGACCAGCCCGCAGGAGUUUGUGAUCCUGGGCUUCUCCGGCUGGCCCCAGUGGCUCCGGGCGCUGCUCUUUGCCCUCCUCCUGCCACUGUAUGUGGCCACGCUGGCAGGGAACCUGCUGAUCGUGGGCCUGGCGGUGGCGGACCCUGCCCUGCACAUGCCCAUGUACUUCUUCCUGGGGGCCCUGUCCGCGGUGGAGGUGGCCUACACGCUGGUGCUGACCCCACGCAUGCUUGCUGGCUUCCUCCUGCCUCCUGGUGGCCAGGAGGUGGCCCCCUCCACCUGUGCGGCCCAGAUGGGCCUUUUUGUGGCACUGGGUGGCUCUGAGUGCCUGCUGCUGGCUGCCAUGGCCCUGGACCGCUACCUGGCCAUCUGCCGCCCUCUCUACUACCCUCAGCUCAUGACCACGAGGCUCUGCUGGUGCCUGCUCGCCUCUUGCUGUGCUGGGGGCUCCAUCCUGGCCUUAGGCCUCACCACUGCCAUAUUCCAGCUGCCCUUCUGCCGCGGGGGCGUGGUCAACCACGUCUUCUGCGACCUGCCGGCCGUGCUGGUGUUGGCCUGUGGGAACCGGGACCUGCAGGAGCACGUCCUGCUGGCGGCUUGCCUCCUGCUGCUCGUGCUGCCGCUGGCCCUGAUCCUGCUCUCCUACACCAGGGUGCUGCUAAUCAUUCUGGGCGUUGGUGGGGCCGCAGGCCGCCGCAAGGCCUUCCACACGGUGGCGUCACAUCUCACCGUAGCUGUGCUCCACUAUGGCUGUGCCACGGCCAUGUACGCCAGACCCCUGAGCAGCCGCUCCCUCGAGGAGGACAAGCUGGUGUCCCUCAUCUACAUCAACUUCACACCACUGCUCUACCCGGCCAUCUACACGCUGCGGAACCGGGACAUGCAGGGCGCGCUGCAGCGUGUGGUCAGCCACGGGACACCAGGGACCAUCCACCAGACUGAUGACAACUAG